Molecule: messenger RNA, 1221 nt
Organism: Acanthamoeba castellanii str. Neff
Lineage: Eukaryota; Discosea; Longamoebia; Acanthamoebidae
Exons: 5
Coding region: 1-1221 (406 amino acids)
Source: RefSeq, a predicted model, not a curated record
AUGAUUGCUGAGAGCAUCCAUGUGCUGAGCAAGGCUGGUCAGGGCAAGGUGGUGGUGGCGGGGCUGACAGGAGGCGAAAUGGACAGCUUCCUGCAGGUCGCCGAGCUCCUGUUCAAGGAGCGGGUGAGCGAUCCGCAGGAGCGCGAGUGCUGGCAAAUCCACGUCGAUAUCGUCCGCCUCCUGCAGCAGGAAAGCUUCGACGCCAACGACCUCGAGAAGCUCGAGAAGCUGACCAAGAGAUGGAAACAUCUCAUGGUCAAGUUCUACGGCGGCGUUGCCGAGCGGCAGCGAGCGACGAGCUCGAAAGAAGACGCGGUCGAAGAAGCGGUCGAAGAAGCGGUCGCGGACGGCCGAGACGGCGGCCAGCGACACGACGACGAGCGGAGAGAAGCCACUCAGCUUCAAAUUUCCGAACUUCAAGGUCGCGCAACACUGGCCGGAGACACGCGCCUGUGGGAGCAGCGGCACCUCGCGGCGAAGAUGACCGCGCAUAGGACGAACCAGAUCAACACCGAACGUGCAAUUCUUGUGAAGACGCACCAAAAGGACGCCGUCAUUCGCCACCGAGCAUACGCUGGGCUGCCCCGCGUGAGCUCUGUGGAUGGGUCCUGGAAGGAACCCUACACGCUCAGCGUUCGUGGCACAACAACCAGCAUCACGAGGGACCGCAGGCGCAACCUCUUCGACGCAGUCAGCCGUGAGCUGGGCGAGGGCGUCCAGAUAGCGGACGACAUCACCUCGCACAAGUCGGCCCACUACUACGGCCACUUCCUGCGACCAGGCGAUGGGAUCGCCUUGCGUGUUCCCGAAGACUAUCCAAACAUACGGUUCAUCAUCGACAACUCACGACACGCCAUCCUCGACGAGUCCGAGACGCAGUGUGUCGUGAUCGGAAGGAUAUCUCGUCUGCUUCGCAUUGCCUGCGACAACGUGGUGAAGGCGUGGGUCGAGCUCGAGCUUGGCGAUCUGCGCGGCGUCAGCGAUGGCUUUCUCGAGUUCCGGCUCAGCCAGCGACGGUUCUACCUUCCCUUUGGGUGGAAUGGAUGGACCGUCGCCAAGCGCGUCCACCUCGUGCAACAACAUGCGGGCUUGCUCUAUAACCAUCGCGUUAGGUGGCACCUGGGCGACAGGUGGGCCACACCGGCGAGCGGCGCACGACCAGCGGCGUGGAGCACGACCAGCGCGAUCGGCGGCGCGGAGCACGACCAGCACGACGACUAG